CAGUUUCGGUGCAGUCUCGACGCUCGACGCUCGACGAGGACUUUCUUUGCGAAGGGAAGGAAGAAGGAAAGAAAGGAACGGGACGGAUGGAGGCAGCACGAGGAACGUAUGCCGGGGGCGAACUGUGAUGCCGAGACGGAGUCACGCGUCGGAGGAAGGAGUAGGAGGAGCUGCCGUGCGUGGCAUGGCUUGCAGUCGACUUGGUACUGCUGCUAUGGCUGCUGCACAUGGUCCGCGGUAGACCGUUCUCGCCCGACUCAUCGAGCCCAGUUUGCCACCGAGUCCCGUAGAGCUCCGUCGGAGCAGGGCGGGCAAGCAAGCAAGCGAGCGAGCAAGCAAAGAAGGAAGGGGAUGGAGGAAAGUUGGAAGAGGAGGGAAUGAUUUAUUUAUCGAUUGAUUCUUUGAUCGAUUGAUCGAUCGUCGGACGGACUGGCUGGCUGGCUCACUGACGGACUGAUUGACGAGGGCAAUCUGCAGGGCUCACGCGAGCGGGGCUUUAAUUUUGGAGAAUUAGAGCAGGAAGGAAGUACCUGCGUAGGGCGCCCUACGACAUUGUGAUCGGAAGGUGGAAGAAUUUUGGGUGCGGGUGGUGAUAUCUGUCCUGACCCUCUGUCCGCACGGGGAGCAAUCUAAUCAGCGAGGUUAUCCAUUCGAUGGAUGGAACAUGUGGGCUUCUACUAGCGCUGCCCCUUCUGGUUCUUUAGCAGCAGGUCGAGCAGCUCGCUCGUUCGCUCAUCCGCGGAGAGACUUCGUUUGCGGGGGAUGAUAUUUCUUGGAUUCUAGAGGCCGAGACUGACUUUUCUGCGAAGUGGAUCUCGUGGGUGUGAAGUUUUCUGUUGAGGAGCGGGGCAACUGUGUACAUUUUGUGAGAUAUCGCAUGUGUAGAAGACUUGGUGAACGUUCUGCUCCACGUCAAGUUCGACGAUUGGACCUCUAAAUUAUCAACACGAGUCUUGCAUAGACUGCACUCAAUAAGAAGCCCUUUGGAUCUAAUUGAGGCCAUAUAAGCUGCUGUCUUCAUUCACAAGGAUGAAUCACGAGGAUGAUGGAACCUCUUACAUCACUUCAUCUUCGUCAGCAUCCUCACUGGACAAUGAGUCGAUUCUCUCCGAUACAUUUUCUUUCGCACCAGAUGCCAACUAUCAAUCGAUGCUUCGUAAUGAGGACCCUGUAGCGACGCCGAUGAUUCAAGGACCUGGUAAACUUGUCCCUCGCCGUAGCCCUGAUAUUGAUAGUUCAGGGGACUAUUUCGAGUUGGAGCAAAGGAACGGAGGAAGUCACCUGAAGAAUAACCAGAAUGGGCUAACUCAUCUGGGCACUGAAAACGCCCACCAGGACAACGGGGACUCGCAGGCUAAGUUUUACGAGGAUUCUCGGUUUGGCACACGAUCUGGGACAGGUCAUGAGUUGCACCACGGAGCCCAGUCUCAACCUACAUUGAGGUCGAAUCCUUUUAGCAGCAAUCCUAGAUUCAUGGCCACGACAGCGAACAGUAUUGGGAUCGAUGAAGGUCCCGCCAUUGGACUGGAGAACCCCUACAAGCUUGGUCAAGAACUUGGAAACAGGCCUUUGAUUAUCCCAAAGCGUCAAUUACUCGCAACAACUUCUGCUCCCGUCAGGUUGAAGCCAAGCGAAUUGACGGCCGAUCAUGUGUCAACUGCUGAGUCCCACGAACAAGGAAGCGAGUGCUCUUCCGGCCGCUCAUCGAAAUCCGACUUGCAAUCUAUGAGUGAUCAGACAGGAGGAGCAACUUGCGCUUCAGGACCUGAGCGUGCACUGGUACGUACAAAAUCUUUGCCCAGCAGAUCUUUUUCAGAGCUGGAAGAUCGGAGAGCAAACACUCAAAGUGGUAGGCGGUCUAAAAGUAACGAAAAUCGAAAUGUUCGUCUCGCAGUUCCAGAAAAGAUGUCAGACAGGAAGAAGAAAAAGAUGAUCAAGAAGCUUGCUCCAGUCAACGACAAUGGAUGCGUAGAGUUCGAUGAGGCAGGGAGUAAGCGAAUAGCAAGCUUUUUGUCAGGCACUGGACCUGGUAUUUUUGAUGAAGGAGGUGAAGUCGGGGAAGAGGAUUUAAACGAAGAAGACGAGGAUAAUACAAGAAGAGAGGUUCCACCCCUACAAAUAGUCAUGCUCAUUGUCGGGACAAGAGGCGAUGUACAACCAUUUGUAGCAAUUGGAAAACAUCUGCAGGGGUAUGGUCACCGUGUGAGGUUGGCAACACAUUCCAAUUUUAGAGAAUUUGUAAUGACUGCAGGUCUGGAGUUUUAUCCUUUGGGUGGUGAUCCCAAAGUUCUUGCGGGAUAUAUGGUCAAGAACAAAGGAUUCUUGCCGUCAGGACCAUCCGAGGUGUCAGUACAAAGGAAGCAGAUCAAAGCCAUUAUUCAAUCACUACUACCCGCGUGCACUGUUGCUGAUCCUGAGGCUGGGUCUGGUCUCCCGUUUAGAGCACAGGCUAUCAUCGCAAAUCCUCCUGCUUACGGACAUGUACACGUAGCCGAGUAUCUGCAGGUCCCCUUGCAUAUUUUUUUCACUAUGCCGUGGACAGCCACAAGCGAAUUCCCGCACCCUCUCUCUCGUGUGAAGUCACCAGCUGGGUACAGGAUGUCCUAUCAAGUUGUCGAUUCCUUGAUCUGGUGGGGUAUACGCAGCAUGAUAAAUGAUUUUCGAAAGAAGAAACUAAAAUUGCGGCCCAUUACAUAUUUGAGUGGGUCUCAAGGAUCCAUUGCUGAGCUGCCUACGGGCUAUAUCUGGAGUCCACAUCUUGUUCCAAAACCGAGAGACUGGGGACCAAUGGUUGACGUCGUAGGGUUCUGCUUCCUUAAUCUUGCACAAGACUACAAACCGCCACAAGAUUUAUUGGACUGGCUAGCUGCGGGUUCUGCACCUAUUUAUGUUGGAUUUGGAAGUCUGCCUGUGGUGGAUCCCAAAGGUAUGACAGAGAUUAUUAUUAAAGCUUUGAAAGAAACGAAGCAAAGAGGAAUUAUCUAUAAAGGAUGGGGCGGAAUCGGUGAUUUAAAAGAAGUAGGGAAUGAUAUAUAUCUGGUCGAAGAUUGUCCUCACGAUUGGUUAUUCAAGCAGUGUGUGGCCGUGGUACAUCACGGAGGGGCAGGAACAACAGCGGCCGGUUUGAAGGCUGGUUGUCCGACGACAGUCGUACCAUUCUUUGGAGAUCAACCUUUCUGGGGUGAGCGUAUUCAUGCGAAAGGGGUGGGACCCUCCCCCAUACCUGUCGACCAAUUUUCACUCGACAAGCUUGUGAAAGCUAUAGAAUUCAUGCUGAAUGAUGAGGUUAAGCAAAACGCAUUGGAUAUAGCUCAGGCCAUGGAGAAAGAAGAUGGAGUGGACGGAGCAGUGAAGGCCUUCCACAAGCAUCUCCCGCGGGAUACACCACAACCUACUAGUACUCACCCACCUCAAAGGCUGAGACAUAAAGUUUUCAAACCCUUUAGAAGCGUUUACAACUGUUUUAUAUAAUACAUUUUUCUCAAAAUCAUUGCUUUUACCUGAGGGUAGAUAAUAGCGUUGGCAGAUAUUGACCUUGUGUUAUAGUUUAAACUUCUUACUCCCUCGGGCCAGAUAGAGUAGGUUCCGCAAUGCCUGAAUGAGAGCAACGGUAAUUUAUUAUUCUUCCCUUGGGUGAAGUAAUUGGUUAGCAGCUAUCAAGCCCCUUCCAUUUCUAAAAUUGCGAUCCUUGUAAAUUAUUUAGCUCAUAACGCGAUCUUGUGGAUAUUACGGAGUUCAUAAUGUUUUGAAGGUCACAGAUGAUGUGUACCUCUGGGUUCGGUAGUUCUUAGUUUCAUCGAGUUUUCAAUACAAUGUGAAAUCUCUUGAAAUGUCUCGGAGCAUUUUGUACACUACGUGAUGAUGAUCGAGAUUGAGGUGUAAAAGUUUGUUCAUUGUUGAAGAUAAGGCCGCUGUAUUCUGCUCCGUAAGCGGAGGAGCUCAUUUGUUGU
Molecule: messenger RNA, 3950 nt
Organism: Marchantia polymorpha subsp. ruderalis
Lineage: Eukaryota; Viridiplantae; Streptophyta; Marchantiopsida; Marchantiales; Marchantiaceae
Source: the annotation of a GenBank genome assembly